Molecule: messenger RNA, 1560 nt
Organism: Varanus komodoensis (Komodo dragon)
Lineage: Eukaryota; Metazoa; Chordata; Lepidosauria; Squamata; Varanidae
Gene: AQP4
Product: aquaporin 4
Exons: 4
Coding region: 31-936 (301 amino acids)
Biological process (GO): transmembrane transport
Cellular component (GO): basolateral plasma membrane; plasma membrane
Molecular function (GO): water channel activity
Source: RefSeq, a predicted model, not a curated record
UGUGGACGCCUGUGUAAGUGUGAGGCCAUCAUGGCGGCAUUUAAAGGCAUCUGGACUCAGCCCUUCUGGAAAGCUGUUUCAGCAGAAUUUUUGGCCAUGCUGAUUUUCGUUUUCCUCAGCCUGGGCUCUACAAUCAACUGGGGAGGAACGGAAAAGCCCCUGCCUGUAGACAUGGUCCUUAUUUCUCUCUGCUUCGGACUCAGCAUUGCAACAAUGGUGCAGUGCAUUGGUCACAUCAGUGGUGGCCAUAUUAACCCUGCCGUAACUGUUGCAAUGGUCUGCACUCGGAAGAUCAGCCUUGCCAAGUCAGUUUUCUAUAUUGCAGCCCAGUGCCUGGGGGCCAUCGCAGGGGCAGGAAUUCUCUACCUUGUCACCCCCCAGAGUGUGGUAGGGGGCUUGGGAGUUACCCAGGUACAUGCAGAUCUUUCUGCUGGCCAUGGACUACUGGUGGAGUUGAUCAUUACAUUCCAGCUGGUUUUUACUAUUUUUGCCAGCUGUGAUUCUAAACGAAGUGAUGUCACUGGUUCAGUGGCAUUAGCAAUUGGACUGUCAGUUGCAAUAGGACAUUUAUUUGCUAUAAGCUAUACAGGUGCCAGCAUGAAUCCUGCUAGGUCAUUUGGACCAGCAGUUAUCAUGAGUAAAUGGGAACAUCACUGGAUAUACUGGGUGGGACCAAUUAUAGGAGCAGUUCUUGCGGGUGCCCUUUAUGAAUAUGUCUAUUGUCCUGAUACUGAGCUCAAGCAACGGUUCAAAGAAGCCUUUACUAAAACAAGCCAGCAGUCCAAAGGGAAAUACAUAGAGGUAGAAGACAGCAGGAGCCAGGUGGAGACUGAUGACUUGCUCCUGAAGCCUGGAAUGGUCCAUGCCAUUGACCUCGAGAGGGGUGAAGCUAAGAAGGGGAGAGACCCAACCAAUGAGGUGCUAUCAUCUGUAUGACUAGCAAGGAGCACUGAAAGCGGAGAACAGUCAAGUAGCAUGCCCACAGAUAGCCUUCCACCAAUAAAAGAAACAGAUCUGUUGUAAAUUAGACAUGUAAAUCACCUUAAAAUUGAAGGAGAUGGCAGCAAUUAAUUAGCUGUUUAAUCUGACCACAUUUCCAUUUUGUUGAAAUGGUAGCCAACUAUUUUGAGGGAUCCUCACAGAGUAUUCCAAAUUCAUCCUUCCAGGGAUAGCAGUUGGGGGAAUCUUUCUCCCUUGGCAACCCAAGUGAAUGUUGAAAGAAACAUUUAAUGCAGGCAGUUAGGAGUAGGAAAUAGUACAUAAUCUUUGACAAUCUGAUUGACAGAUGAAACUUAUAUGAAGUUGCCUAUAGACACAGAAAAGCAGUGUCUAUCAGAUUGUUCUUCUGACACUUAAUUGGCUGCUGUCAAUGCUGAUUAGAAUUUUAAUGACAAAGUCUAUGGCAGGCUCAGUAACAACAGGGCCAGCAUACAGGAUGUAGCAAAACCUUUCAAAGCACUGGCCUUUUCUAUCUCCCUUUCUUCUAAGAGAGGGAAUAUUAUUUUUCCCCUCCAUGCUAUAUUUGGUAAAACAGUAAUACAAAAAAACAAGCAGGAGUUG